CUUGACCAACACGUGUUCAUGACCCGUCUGAAAGAAAGGUUCAGGACCGCUGCCCUAGAGGAAUUUCGCGUUCUCAGUGUAGCAUUAUUUUGGUUACUUCGUAGAAAUUUCUAUGCUAAUUAACUAUCCAGGUAUCCAGGAAACUCAUCAAAUUAGCGUCUCGAAAAUAGCGAUAAUUUUAGAAGUUUCACUAUGUCCCGAUGUCCGGUCGCCCAAAAAUUCCGCCUCGUUGCAUAUGUACGAUGAUUUAUUCAUCAAUGUUUCCAAGGAGAGAAUACUAAUAUUAGAAAAUGCGUAAUUGACCAAGUAUUAGUAUCACUUCGUACCAUUACCCUGUCAGAUAUCGACGUUCCUUCACAAUCAUGAUUUCCGCGCAAUACAUCGCGCUCCUGGCAAUAGCGUGCGUAUCCAAGACAACUGUAUUUGAUAGUUGAUACUUUUUCAAUGCUAACAUUGUGCCUACCGGUAGCCAGUCGAUUGCUGAAACAAUUUUUCGUGAAGGUCAAAAUGCUAACCAAGAAAGAAAAGCUGCUGAUACGUCCUUGGCAGAUGCAGAGAUACUACAAUCAUAGGGUCAAGGUGGAAACCGCUGUCCCCGCCAUCGAUUUUCAUCCACCCCCGGAGCGGGCCCAUAUCACACAAAAACUUAAGAAGCUCCAGAAGGAGCGGGAGCGAACGGAGAAAAUCGAGCGUGAUAACAUUCGUUUGCUUCAGCGACUGGGAGCAAUCAUGAGCAAGAAACGACUGGAUAACAUAUGGACUCAUGCGAGGCCUAAUUUCUUGAGCCGUGAAUACAUUUACGGCGGACGCCCCAACACAACUGGAGGAGCAACCGACCACAGUCGCCGUUUGCCCUCCGUUAGGACUCUGGAGGACAUUGGAACGGAAUCAGAAACGCCGGAAUCUUCCUCCGGUCGAUCAGCAGUUCGAUGUAGUGCUUGUAGUAAUCGAUUAUACAAACCAAAUAAGGUAGCUCCAGAAGGAAGAAUGCCAUGGGCGCCCCAAAGAAAGACCACCAACAGGAAACUUUUGAACGAGGCCGAAUCGGAAAUGCAUGUUUGUUGUCGUUUCUGCUGCUGCAAAUAAAGCUGCACCAUAUUGCUCACAAAUAUCGAAUGAUUCAUAGAAACACAACUGCAACUAAAGUAAAAUAUUACAAAUAACUUAAGCCGUAAUUAAAACAGAGUGAUUGUCUGCGUUUGUUCUUUUUGUCAUAUAAAUGAAAACUCAUCUCAAUA
Toxorhynchites rutilus septentrionalis is the source of this 1238-nucleotide messenger RNA. RefSeq lists its product as uncharacterized. The record is from RefSeq and is a predicted model, not a curated record. NCBI's taxonomy places the organism in Eukaryota, Metazoa, Arthropoda, Insecta, Diptera, Culicidae. The coding region runs from base 445 to 1086 and encodes 213 amino acids. The transcript is spliced from 2 exons.